Molecule: messenger RNA, 284 nt
Organism: Lampris incognitus (smalleye Pacific opah)
Lineage: Eukaryota; Metazoa; Chordata; Actinopteri; Lampriformes; Lampridae
Gene: ost4
Product: oligosaccharyltransferase complex subunit 4 (non-catalytic)
Exons: 2
Coding region: 1-114 (37 amino acids)
Cellular component (GO): oligosaccharyltransferase complex
Source: RefSeq, a predicted model, not a curated record
AUGGUGACAGACGUGCAGCUGGCAAUAUUUGCCAACAUGCUUGGCGUGUCUUUGUUCUUGUUGGUUGUGUUGUAUCAUUACGUCGCUGUCAACAACCCCAAGAAGCAGGAAUAGUUUCCGAGUAUACCUCCAGCAGACUGCAGAGGUAUGAGAUGAAAAUCCGUGCCACCAUCCUGGAGACAUUCCCUUCCUUCGAGCCCCAAUCCUCUCCCCAAAAAAUGAGUUUCUUUGUUCUUGUGCUUGUGAAGAAGUUUGUUUUUCUAAUAAAAUAUGCCUGAAUGUCA